Molecule: messenger RNA, 3510 nt
Organism: Cololabis saira (Pacific saury)
Lineage: Eukaryota; Metazoa; Chordata; Actinopteri; Beloniformes; Belonidae
Product: Y+L amino acid transporter 2-like
Exons: 12
Coding region: 287-1759 (490 amino acids)
Biological process (GO): amino acid transmembrane transport
Cellular component (GO): membrane
Molecular function (GO): basic amino acid transmembrane transporter activity; L-amino acid transmembrane transporter activity
Source: RefSeq, a predicted model, not a curated record
CUGAGGAGGAGCCCCGGCAGAUGUUGGACUGACGUCUGCUCAAGUUGCUGGAGAAACAAACACUUCUACACACACGGGAUGGUGCACGCUUCACUGGAGCAGCAGCGAGAUUAUACCACUGGAUAUAAACACCUUGGAUUCAAUCACUGGCUGAGAUGGCCACAAUCCUAACCUCUCCUUGACACCUAACCCCCACCUUUGUACUCUUUCGCAUUCUUUCAGCUAGAUUGUCCUUUAUCAUUUCAUUACCUCAGUUGAGUAGGCUUAAAGCCAUACAUUCCUCAGAAUGGUUGCUGAUGUAGACACGGCCUCUGAGGGAGGUGGGGUACGGCUGAAGCAGGAGAUUUCCCUCCUUCAUGGGGUCUGUCUCAUUGUGGGGAAUAUGAUUGGCUCUGGCAUCUUUGUCUCACCUAAGGGAGUUCUUAUGUAUACAGGCUCUUUUGGCCUAUCCUUGGUAGUGUGGGCUAUUGGAGGGAUAUUUUCUGUUUUUGGAGCGUUAUGUUAUGCUGAACUUGGUACUACCAUCCGUAAAUCUGGAGCUUCCUACGCCUACAUUCUGGAAGCCUUUGGAGGGUUCUUGGCUUUUAUUCGAUUGUGGACGUCCCUGUUGAUUGUGGAGCCAGCCUGUCAGGCCGUGAUAGCCUUGACCUUCUCCAGCUACAUGGUCCAGCCCUUCUACCCCACGUGUAUGGCCCCGUAUUACGCUGUUCGCCUCCUCGCUGCUGCCAUCAUAUGUUUGCUGACGGCUGUUAACUGUAUGAAAGUGAAAUGGGGUGCUAUUCUUCAGGUUAUCUCCACUGUAGCCAAGGUCCUGGCUCUUAUCGUCAUCAUCAUCACUGGCCUGGUUAAACUAGGACAAGGUUUUGACCAGAACUUUGAAGACUCGUUCAAGGGCUCUAAGCUGGACCCUGGUGACAUGGCCCUGGCUCUCUACUCAGCCCUUUACUCCUACUCUGGCUGGGACACGCUCAACUUCAUCACAGAGGAGAUCAAGAACCCAGAAAGGAAUCUGCCCUUGUCCAUUGCUAUUUCCAUGCCCAUUGUCACAGUGAUCUACAUCUUGACCAAUAUAGCUUACUACGUUGUCAUGGACGCUGACACAGUACUCAACAGUGAAGCUGUUGCUGUGACGUUUGCAGAUGAGGUUCUGGGUUGGGGCCGGUGGCUGAUCCCCAUCUCUGUGGCCAUUUCCUGCUACGGAGGACUCAACUCCUCCAUCAUUGCUGCCUCCAGGCUGUUUUUUGUAGGCUCCAGAGAAGGACACCUACCCAAUAUCCUCUGUAUGAUCCAUAUUAAGCGUUUCACUCCUAUUCCUGCCCUUCUUUUCAAUGGUGUCAUGUCUCUGUUUUACUUAACUGUACCCGACGUCUUCCGGCUGAUCAACUACUUCAGUUUCAAUUACUGGUUGUUUAUCGGCCUGUCGAUAGCAAGUCAGAUCUACCUGAGGAUCAAAGCUCCUGACAUGCCCCGACCUGUUAAGUUGUCUUUGUUCUUCCCAAUAGUUUACUGCAUGUGCAGCAUAUUCCUGGUGGUGGUUCCUCUCUACAGCGACACCAUGAACUCUCUGGUGGGGAUUUCUGUGGCGCUUUCCGGUGCUCCAAUCUACUACAUUUGUAUCCACCUGCCGUCCACCUCCAGGCCAGCCUUUCUUGGCAAAAUAAUGGAUAAGAUCUCUCUCUUGACUCAAAAACUGUGCUUGUGCUGCGUGGCCUCAUCGGACAUCGAUCUGGACAACAUCGACCCUGGAAAGAUGGAGUAAUGAACAGAGAACCUGUGUUAAAGUGGUAUGGAAAGAAGAUGAAGGAACAGAUCAGGGAACCUGCGAGCAGCAGAUCAGCAGGAUUUGGACAUUUCCCACAUGAAUAAAAGAUGAAGAAACGGAAGAGAGGAGAAAACGAUUUUCCUGUUCCGAGUUAUGAGCAAAGGAGCAGGACUUUUCACAUUCAAGAACACAACAGGGUUUUGAUGGUUCGGUCUCGUCCACCUGGCACAAGCACAGAAGCCACAGACGGCUCUGACGGCUUCUAUUCCACAGAUGAAGCACAGUUUGUGUGGGUGAGGCAGCAGCUAAACACAGAAACAUGAUCUUUGGACGCCUUAGUUCUCUUUUAAAGAACGUUUAACAUCUUACAUCUUCUGUAAAGUGGUUGUUUCAAGCACCAUUCUGCUUAGUUACUGUACUGAAGGACCAAAAGUUGUAGUUUUUGUUUGUUUUUUAAACUUUUAUGUCAGUUUUGAAAAGGAGGCAUUAACUAAAGUGCUGUUAAUUGUUACAGAUUUUUUUGUUACCUCAAGAUGGUGUAAUUUGACCCCGACUCGUGCUAUUGACAAGGUUAUUCCUGCUCUAACUACGAUCACAAAGCUGUCACCAUGUCCUGCUUUUCUUCAGACGCUGCACGUGGCACCACGUUUUUAUUACAAAUUCAGACCUAAAACUGAACAAUAGCUCAAGUAAACAUUUAUCGACAACUUAGGAAAAUUUAAAGUGUCAUUCAAGUUUGUUUACAGUGUUUUUCUGUUAUUUUUUCUGUCCAUUUACAUGAAACUUGAGUAGCGAAUACUGCAGUUGUUUUUAAAAGCUUGUGGUUAUUAACGGUUUAUGGAAAAAUACAUUUGUAGUUGUGUGUUGUCUUAAGAAACAAACCUCAGGAUCAACUGUGCUCUUGUGCGGAAGAUGGUGUUGACAUCCUCCCCAACAAAACACUUUCUUUAUGAAUUGUGUCAGAAAUAUUUAAUCUACUGCUUUUGUUGUUGUUUCACCAGCUUGGACCAUUUCUUCGCAGUACUUGAGCAGUCAUCUCAGACUAACCCCAACACCCCUGUGAGUUUUUAGCAAAGUGCAUCUGUUCCCUAAGUACAAAUACAGCUCUAGUGUUUUAAACUAAAGGUAAUAAUGUAUCCAGCUUUGUUUUUCAUCAAAAACUGUACGUGCCUUCUGUGAGCGUUGUCAAGGUGUAUCUUCUAUUUUUUAAUAUUUCAGCCUCGUGUUUAUGUAGAACAUCUUGAGCACAAUUGUGAACACAAUGCUGUACUGUUUGCCAAAUGUUGCCGAGGUCUUCAGGUAGCUAACUAGAAAUAAUUGGGCUGUAGAUUCAAGAGGAAUCAUGUUUACCGUCUUGACACAAUCAAAUCCAUAAUAAAAGCCAGCAAGAGCCCGCAGAUGUUCUGUUCCCUUGGAGCAAAUCGUCAUUAAAGAACCUGAGAUGUCUUUGCUGUUUAAUAGGAACUAUUUUGCUGCAUAUUUCCACAUAUUGUCUUCUAAAAGAAAGUGAAUGUUAUACUAUAAUGUGUCUGUUUCAGUCUGUACCAAAUGUAUAUUUGAGGAAAAUGUUAAAGAGUUCUCUUAAGUGACUUUUCUUAAUGUUAAUAAAGAAUUCUCUAUGUUGAGUUUUCAUUUAUCCUGUUUUGAGAUCUGACACCGAACGGUAGCUUAAGCUGUUCAGUUGGAGAAGGACUUGUUUGUGUCAGACAGUGGCAGGGGUGGGUUUUUUUGUUUUUACCAAAAUAAAG